CUCUCUCCACAGUUUUCUCAUGCAGACACUUACGCCGAACACCGACUUAUUCCAUGCAAAACGCCGUCGUUUCACUUGCAGCACACAAACAUCGACUUUGAUCCCGACGAAGACACUUUCGGUUUUUCCGGCGAGAAAAACCAACAGAGAACAUCUCAUGAACCUUGAGAAUGUUCUCAAGACCUCAUCGACCUUUACAGAUAAUCUCGACAGUGUCUCUUCUCGUCAAGAUAAAACGAAGACGUCGACGUCGACAUUACUCAAAGGUUUGAAUUUGGCGCGAAUCUGGCCUCAGAUGAAAGCAGCCGUCGACGAAAUGUCGCCGAAGAAUCUCAAGCGUCUCCAAAGGCUUCUCUCCAAGUCAUCGGAGGAGCGUUCGCCGAAGAAUAAACUCGGGUCUAAAUGGCGGGAACUACACGGGUCGAAUAACUGGGCCGGGUUACUGGAUCCGCUAGACGAGAAUCUCCGGCGAGAGCUUGUCCGGUACGGAGAGUUCGUGCAGGCGGCUUACCAAGCGUUUCACUCUGACCCGGAAGGUUCGCCGAGACACGUGGCGUUACCUGACGGGUCUUAUAAAGUGACAAAAAGUCUUUACGCCACGUCAUCCGUUCGUUUGCCUAAGUGGAUUGAUGAGGUGGCACCAGAUCUACGGUGGAUGACUAAGCAGACGAGCUGGGUUGGGUACGUGGCGGUCUGCGAUGAUCCGAGUGAGAUCCGACGGAUGGGGAGGAGGGAGAUCGUCAUCGCGCUCCGUGGAACCGCCACGUUGCUCGAGUGGUCAGAAAAUUUCAGGCCGAAUCUCGUCUCCAUGCCCGAACCCAAACCCGAUCCAUCUGACCCGACCCGGCCCAAAGUGGAAUGCGGAUUCAACAGCCUCUACACGACGGGUAGCCACCAAGCGCCGAGCCUCGCCGAGUCAUUAAUCGGAGAAAUCAGCCGGCUCGUCGAUCUAUACGCCGGAGAGGAGCUGAGCAUCAGCGUCACCGGACAUAGCCUCGGCGCCGCCAUUGCGCUCCUCGCCGCCGACGACAUAGCCGAGCGUGUUCCACACGCGCCUCCGGUGUCGGUGUUUUCAUUCGGCGGGCCUCGAGUCGGAAACCGGGAGUUCGCCGAUCGGUUGGAUUCGAAGGGAGUGAAAGUCCUCCGCGUAGUGAACAGCCAGGACGUGGUGACGAAAGUCCCCGGGAUAUUCUCCGAUAACGAUAAGCAAGGGCAGAAUCGUAAUAACGGGAGAAGUCAAGGGGGUAUAAUAAUGGAGAUGGUGGAGAAGAACAAUCCAUGGGCUUACUCGCACGUGGGAGCGGAGCUGCGCGUAGAUAUGAAGAUGUCUCCGUACUUGAAACCGAAUGCUGACGUGGCGUGCUGUCAUGACUUGGAGGCGUAUUUGCAUUUGGUCGACGGUUUUUUAGCGUCGAACUGUCCGUUUAGGGCAAACGCGAAACGUAGUUUGAGGAAGCUUUUGGAUGAGCAACGGUCAAACGUCAAGGCUUUGUACACUGGAAAGUCUUUGAGACUUAGCCGUAUUACUACUGUUCCUGAUAACGGAGAUGUUUUGCCUAGUCCGUCGUCAUGACAGAGCUCUAAUUUUCUUUUUCUUUAUGCACUUUUGAAAAAAUGUAUUUUUUUUUGCCGACAAGCCUAAUUGUUAUUAUUAGUUUGCCGACUAUUUUGUUUGUUCCUAUUUGGAAUAAAAGCUUUUUAUUUAUCGCCAUUGGCAUGUUAAAUGCAAAUGAUAGAAGUUGUGUUACUGUGUAAUAUUUUGGAGUCUUUUGACAUUUGUUAUAAAUAGAAAUUUGGCGUU
Messenger RNA from Eutrema salsugineum, 1801 nucleotides. RefSeq names its product phospholipase A1-Ibeta2, chloroplastic. Gene Ontology annotation, molecular function: glycerophospholipase activity. NCBI's taxonomy places the organism in Eukaryota, Viridiplantae, Streptophyta, Magnoliopsida, Brassicales, Brassicaceae. Bases 20 to 1573 code for a protein of 517 amino acids. The transcript has a single exon. Gene Ontology annotation, biological process: lipid metabolic process. The record is from RefSeq and is a predicted model, not a curated record.